Messenger RNA from Fraxinus pennsylvanica, 3504 nucleotides. Lineage: Eukaryota; Viridiplantae; Streptophyta; Magnoliopsida; Lamiales; Oleaceae. The record is from the annotation of a GenBank genome assembly.
AUGGUUUCUGAGGAAGCGAGCAAAAGACGUAGUUUUGGAGGCAACGAGGCCGAGGUAUUGCUUAGUUUGUUGACUGAGGAAUUAGGUGAAGAGUGUUCUGAUCUAAGAGAGGAAAAUAAAAGACUAAUCAAGAAGGUAGUAGUGGAGAAAAAGGUAAAUGGUGAGACUAUUAAUAGGCGUAAGAGCAAGAUGAAAAGAGUCGACACGGGUGUUCCCAAGAGUGAGUCAAAGUAUGAAUCAGUUGUUUUUAGGUCCAAGGAGGAGGAUAAGAGGAGGAAAGAAGAAAUGAUUAGGAUAGAAAGAGAUAGAGAAGAUCUACGAAGAAAAGAAAAUUUGAAAGUGCGGCAAAAGGAAGAAGAAAGGGAAGCUUUGUUGAGAAAAGAGAGUGGAAAUGCUAGGGCAAAUGAAGAAGAGAGGGAAACUUUGUUGAGAAAAGAGAACUGGAAGGUGAGGGCAAGGGAGGAAGAGAGAGAUGAUUUGGUCAAAAGAGAGGAACACCGGGAGAGGAUGAGGAGAGAUGGUUCUAGUUGCUCUUCGUACUAUUCCUUGUCUUCGACUGGUGAGUACAAUAGCGAUACUGAAAUUGAGGUUACAGGAGAGGGUUUGGAAGUAGAAUUAUCAAACAUGUAUGAGAAGGAUUCAAAAAGGAGCCAUAAAAUCGUCAGUGAAGUUGUGAAAGAGGACUAUGGGGUUGACAUGAGAAAGAAACCUUCUGAAAUAGGUUCGUAUGCUGGUUCUAGUAGUGCUGAGUCAGACUUCAGAAAGAAAUCAGAGAAGAAGCUUACUGAUGUAUUGAUUGAAGAGACAGAGCCUAAAAGGGGAGCCUUCCAAAAGGAUUCUAGCCUUUUGGAGGUUCAUGAACGUGGUUAUGGGAAGACUUUUGGUACCUUCAAGAGUUAUGAUGAUAGGUUGGUAAAAUCAACUUCUGGUAUAAAGUUUGAUGAGGGAAGAAGACAACAGCAGAGGCAAACAGGUAAUGAAGUUAUGGGGCAGUCCGAAACAAGAAUAAAGCAUAAACAAUUUAUGGAAAUGCCUGAUAGCCCUGAUGACGAAGUUGUAACCUCUUAUGGCUCUCAAAAGCUAUACAGUGGCAGGGAGGAGAGGUCUGCCAAAGUUUCUAGUUUAAGUUCAGAAGCAAAAAGAGAACAUCAAACAAUGGUUGGACUUGACACCAGAGAAGAUGAAUUUUCGGGGAAUACUCGCAAGGUUUCUGAAGCAUCGAAAGUUCAAGAGAUCGAUGCCAAAAAGACCUCUAUAUCUCAGAGGCUGUCUGAAACUAGAAUGAAGAAAGAGGAAGGAUGUUCAACUGAUGUCAUUACUUCAAAUUAUGAUCCAGAAAAGAAACAACAGUCUGACCAGGUUACCAGGCUAAAGGACGAAAGAAGAAAAUCCCAACAAUUGACUAGAAAGGGAAGCAGUUUGCAAUCAGAUAGCAGGAUUAUAACACAAGAAGAGAAUGUUAACUUAACGAAUGACUCAUAUACAGAGUCCAAAGGGCAACACUUUCAAACACACGCAGAAAGCUUCGGAAAAACAAAUGUCAGAAUUGGAACACAACAAAUGACUAACGAAACAGUCACACAUUCUGGUGGUUUAAUUGGUGCAAAAGAUGGAAUCAAGACAAAAUCAGAGACACUAGUGACACCUCCACCUUCUCAGUUAGAAGCUAGAGAUAAAUCGCACGUUGAAUCAAUGAGUGGGCUCGCGAUUGAGGAGGUGACUGGUGGAAGUUUAGAAAGUGGCUCUACUGCAUUACAUAAACGUGUCUUAGGGAGGCCUCCAGCAUUGCAUCAUGAAAAAUAUGAAGGGGCCAAGAACAAUGAAGCUAAAGAACAGCCUGCUAUGUUCAUCUCCAAUGAAGAUGCAAUUGGUUCAGCUGAGCAAUUACAGAAAUCGUCUACACACUAUGUUAGUGAGUUUGUUGAGAAGGUAAGGCAUGAAAUUUCAACUUCUGAAAUCCAGGAGGAGAAGAAAACUUAUGAAUCUAAGUUUGUGCACGAGGAGGAGCAAAGUAACCGAAAGGGUUCGAGUCAAUAUGUUUCUCUAGAGUCUGAAUCUGAGGAGCAUCACUCAAGGCAUCCCUCUAGGGGUUCUAAAACAAAGGGACCGUCAGAUGAAACAUGGGAGGUUGAUGAACCAUCUGUUCAGGAGCAUUCUAAGACAGAAGUACAGGACAAUGCAAGCAAAGCUGAGAAUGCAAUUGUCAAAAGAUCUGGCCGGUCCUUGUGGAAUAUCAUUGGUGAUAUUUUUCGUUUGAAGUGGUCUACACGCUCUGAAAGCCAUUGCACAGGUGGAAAGGCAGGUGGGGUUUCACCCAAUCAGUCUACAAGUAGUGAUGCAUGGUUUUCUGGUCGUGAAGCUGAAGAAGAUGAAGGAGUGAGUGGAAGAAAAGAAAAAAAGGUGACACAAGAACCUGCAUCCAUCCACCAAAAACUAGAAAAGACUAUUACUCCAAGUAAAGAAGACAGUUCCAGGACCUCAACUGUAGAGGCCUAUGCAAAGCAUGUAGGAGUGGAUACUCUAUCCUCUUCAACUGUUCUAGAAAGUGGUUCAGCAUCUAUGACCAUUUCUUUGCCUUCCAGUGAAGAAACUUCCAAAAGUAACUUUGAAGGUUCUUCUUCCGGUGCUCCAGUAUCAGAGUCCUUAAUACCAUUGCCUGCAAUGCGUCUCCAAAGAUCUCCCACUGUGAAAGAAAUUUCUGGGGCUGCAGAAGCUGGUUCAUCUGGUGGUGACACAAGUGCACAACCAGUUUCCUCUGAUUUGAUGGAAAAAUCAAGGCCAGAGGUUAAUGCUAAAUUGAAACAGAGGAAACUUCAGAGGAAAGACCAAAUCCCGAAAGAUAGAUUUGAUGAAUGGGAAGAAGCAUAUAGGGUCGAAGCAGAGCAGAGAAAAAUCGAUGAAAUGUUUAUGAGGGAAGCACUUAUGGAAGCCAAAAAAGCUGCUGACAACUGGGAGGUGCCUGUUGGGUCUGUACUGGUGCAGGGUGGAAAGAUUAUUGCUCGUGGAUGCAACUUGGUAGAAGAGUUACGUGACUCCACUGCCCAUGCAGAAAUGAUCUGCAUACGAGAGGCUUCAAACAUGCUCCGGACAUGGAGGCUUUCAGAAACUACACUUUAUGUUACUCUUGAACCAUGUCCAAUGUGCGCUGGAGCAAUACUUCAAGCUAGAAUUGACACUGUUGUAUGGGGAGCCCCCAAUAAGCUACUGGGAGCUGAUGGCAGCUGGAUUAGGCUUUUCCCUAGUGGAGAUGGUGGAAAUGGAUUGGAACAAACAGACAAACCAGCUGCUCCAGUUCACCCGUUCCACCCCAAAAUAACAAUUCGACGAGGAGUAUUGGCAUCAGAGUGUGCAGACGCUAUGCAACGGUUCUUUCAGUUGAGGAGAAGGGAGAAGGAGAAGAAAUCUGAGCCUCCCACACCACCUCCGUGCCUUCCCAUUUCACACCGUCCCACGAAGUUCUUCACCAAGAUGCACGAUGCCUUCAACAUCAUGUUUUGUUUGUAA